Molecule: messenger RNA, 1286 nt
Organism: Scomber japonicus (chub mackerel)
Lineage: Eukaryota; Metazoa; Chordata; Actinopteri; Scombriformes; Scombridae
Gene: echdc3
Product: enoyl CoA hydratase domain containing 3
Exons: 6
Coding region: 1-891 (296 amino acids)
Cellular component (GO): mitochondrion
Molecular function (GO): hydro-lyase activity
Source: RefSeq, a predicted model, not a curated record
AUGGCUCGUAGUUUGCUGUGCAGAGCAGCGGGAGUCCUGCAGCUCAGCAGGUCCACUCUGCGGCUUGAACCCAGACGAUUUUACGGUCAGACGGAACCGGAGCCGCUGACUGUCAGCCAGCAACACAACGGGAUAAGGAGAAUAAUACUGAACAAUCCCAGAAAGAGGAAUGCUCUGUCGUUGUCCAUGCUGGAGUCUCUCAGAGAGAACAUCCUGUCUGAUGUGGACAGCGAUGAUCUCAGAGUUAUCAUCUUAUCAGCCAAAGGUCCAGUGUUUUCCUCUGGACACGACUUAAAGGAGUUGACGUCAGCUCAGGGCCGAAAUUAUCACACACAGGUGUUCCACACUUGUUCACAGGUAAUGACUCUGAUACAAGACAUACCUGUCCCUGUUAUCGCCAUGGUGAACGGCGUUGCCACAGCGGCAGGUUGCCAGCUGGUUGCCAGCUGUGACAUCGCCGUGGUGACGGACAAGUCCACCUUCGCCACUCCGGGUGUCAACGUGGGUUUGUUUUGCUCGACGCCGGCGGUGGCCAUCGGCAGAGCUGUGCCGAGGAAGGUCGCCAUGGAGAUGCUGUUCACAGGAACUCCCAUCUCGGCCCAUGAUGCUUUGCUGCACGGCCUGGUCAGUAAGGUGGUGCCAGAAGAGCGACUGGAGGAGGAGACGUUGGCCAUCGCCCAGCGGGUGUGUGAGGCCAGCCGACCCGUCGUGGCUCUCGGCAAGGCCACUUUCCAAAGACAAAUGGCUCAAGGUCGAGAUGCAGCAUAUGCCACCGCCUCCAAGGUGAUGGUUGACAACCUGGCGCUGACAGAAGGACAGGAGGGGAUCCGAGCCUUCAUAGAGAAACGCAAACCAGUGUGGAGCCAUAAAGUGGAAAAAGCCCAUGACUGAUACAGAACUAACAGGAAGUCACUGCAUUGAUCUGGUGGUUAUUCUGCCUUUGGUGCCAUUUGGUUAUCAGUGAUUGGUGUGGUUAUAAUCAGCACCAGUCCAGCUGUUAAAAUGUACAUGUGUAAUUAGGAAGAUCACAAAAAAUAUUGUAUAAGUACUGAACUUUUAAUUGUUGACAGUCUUCCCAAGUACCUGAACCAGUGUGUGCCUUAACAGCUGUAGUGUGGAAAUAAGAAAUACACACAUAGAGGACUCAAGAAGACUGAUGACAUAAAGAAUGGUGCUUUCUUUAUUUGUAUAAUUUAUGCAUUAAUUACUGUUAUUAAUUGGUGGGUAGUGUCUUGAAUGAUCGAGGCUCUACAUGUUAAAGUUCAGAUCAUUUUCUGCACAGUUGG